This is a messenger RNA of Varanus komodoensis (Komodo dragon), 792 nucleotides long. It is a transcript of the gene CER1, whose product is annotated as cerberus 1, DAN family BMP antagonist. Gene Ontology annotation, molecular function: morphogen activity. The record is from RefSeq and is a predicted model, not a curated record. The transcript is spliced from 2 exons. Gene Ontology annotation, biological process: determination of heart left/right asymmetry; signal transduction involved in regulation of gene expression. Bases 1 to 792 code for a protein of 263 amino acids. NCBI's taxonomy places the organism in Eukaryota, Metazoa, Chordata, Lepidosauria, Squamata, Varanidae.
AUGUUUUUCUUAUUGCUUCAGAUGCUGUUGAUUUCAUGGGUCGGAAUAGCAGAACAAGGUUGUGAGUUGCGGGAAAAAAGGGGAAUGAGAACAUCUUAUCUCCUAGCUCAAGAUAUGCUAACAAAAUAUCCUGUGGAUGAUGAAGGACCUCGGGCAGAGACCGGUUUGUUGGUGCCACACUUAUUAGGAGAAAUGGAGAGAAGGAACCAAGACAACCCAAAAAUGUCUAAGACCAGUUCUCCAUAUCCUGAUAGUCCUGCAGCUCAAGAUUUAGGAAACUGGGCUCCCACAAGAGUACUCCCAUAUUCAGAGGCCACAGAAAAGACACCUUCUCACUCACACAGCAAGAGGGAAACAGAAUCGCUCUUCAAGAAAGAUGCCAAGAAAUUCUGGGACCUUUUUAUGUUGAAAACCAAGUCAAGGUCGGAAGAAAUUAUUCUCCCAAUCAAGACCAAAGAAAUGUACCAAGAGAUCUGUAGCACUCUCCCUUUUUCUCAGAGCAUUGCACAUGACAACUGUGAGAAACUGGUGAUCCAAAACAACUUGUGCUUUGGGAAAUGCAGUUCUUUCCAUGUUCCCGGUCUUGAAGAUCGCCUCUAUACCUUCUGUUCCCACUGCUUGCCAACCAAGUUUUCCAUGAAACGUUUGGAGAUGAAUUGUACCACAGCCACUCCUGUCUUCAAGGUGGUUAGGUUUGUGGAAGAAUGCAAAUGUGAAGCUCAGAAAACUACAGACCCUGAAAGAGGAUUUCUACAUUCCAAUCUACAGGCAAAGGCAUACGAACAAGAUUAA